Messenger RNA from Haliotis rubra (blacklip abalone), 848 nucleotides. Its product is annotated as cytochrome P450 3A5-like. Gene Ontology annotation, molecular function: steroid hydroxylase activity; iron ion binding; heme binding. The annotation marks the transcript as partial. The transcript is spliced from 7 exons. Lineage: Eukaryota; Metazoa; Mollusca; Gastropoda; Lepetellida; Haliotidae. The record is from RefSeq and is a predicted model, not a curated record.
AUAUGGAAAGACGAGGAACCGUUUGUUCAAGGAUGCUGGUAUUCCUGGUCCGGAGCCUGUCAUUUAUAUCGGGAACUUCCAUCAGUUUGUUCUAAAGAAUGUGGACCUAGACAACUACCCAGUGGACAAAAGUCUCCUCCUUGAGAGAGGCACCAACUGGAAACGAAUCAGGAAUAUUGUAACGCCAACAUUUAGUGGCUCCAAACUUAGCCUGAUAUUGGACCGAAUAGAUCAAUGCGCCUGUAUACUUACAGAUAACUUUGCUAAGGCGGCAGAAUCAAACCAAAGUAUUGAUGUCAAACGUUACUUUGGUGCAUUCACAAUGGACGCCAUAUCAAGCACAACGUUUCGGAUCGAAGUGGAUUCCCAAAGUGACUUCAAAAAUGCUUUUGUUGAGGAGGCAAAGAAGUUCUUUGGGGAAGGAAUCCAAAACCCUCUUGUCAUGAUUGUUAUGAUUUUUCCCGCUCUCACCCCCUUGUUCAGAGCCCUAGGUGCGAGCACGUUUUCAAGGACCACUCUUAGGUUCUUCUCGAAAGUACUGAAUGAAAUGAUUGAACAACGGAAGGCUGAUUUGAAGGAAGGAAAGAUGAAAAGACAAGACUUCUUUCAACUUCUGAUGGACGCAGAGGAUGAUGGGACUGACACUCAAGGUGGAUCUCAGAAAAAAAAAAUGACCAACGACGAAAUAAUAGGUCAGGCUAUGUUAUUCUUCAUUGCUGGAUACGAAACAAUGGCCAACACCCUCCAUUUUGGUGCCUACUCCCUGGCAAAGAACCCGGAUGUACAAAAGCGGCUCACGGAAGAAAUCGAUUCGGUUUUGGGAGAUGUGUGUAAUUUUUAAAGAAGAU